Messenger RNA from Chanos chanos (milkfish), 692 nucleotides. RefSeq names its product D-aminoacyl-tRNA deacylase 2 (gene dtd2). Gene Ontology annotation, molecular function: D-tyrosyl-tRNA(Tyr) deacylase activity. Gene Ontology annotation, cellular component: cytoplasm. The transcript has 3 exons. Bases 85 to 591 code for a protein of 168 amino acids. The record is from RefSeq and is a predicted model, not a curated record. NCBI's taxonomy places the organism in Eukaryota, Metazoa, Chordata, Actinopteri, Gonorynchiformes, Chanidae. Gene Ontology annotation, biological process: tRNA metabolic process.
UUAUUUUAUAAAUACCGAAUUGUUUGCACACGCCAAUGAAAUAGCCAAUACUUUUAAGCAUAGCUGUAGUGCCGUGUUGUGAAGAUGACGGACAGAACAGGGUCGUUGCAUGCCAGAGCUGUUCUUCAACAGUGCCUCCAUGCCAGACUUCAAGUAAAACCUCCAGAUGGAGAAAGUGACGCCGAAUGGGUUGAGAUUAACAGAGGAAUGGUAAUUUACAUCUGCUUUUUCAAAGGUGCAACUGAAGAUAUUAUUCCCAAAAUAGUGAGCUCUCUGCUCAAUUUGAAGCUUUGUGAAAUGGACUCUGGGAAGUACACAUCUGUCCUGGAUCUACCAGGUAAUGUUCUCAUUGUGCCUCAGGCUACACUGGGAGGCAAAGCAAAGGGAAAAGGGAUGCAAUACCAUGGCAACAUUGCGAAAGAAGAAGGCCAGCAGCUCUAUGCGAGCUUUGUGUCUCAGUGUGAAAAAGAACUGUCUUUGUCAAGCAAGUGCAGCGAAGCAGGAACGCAAGUCAAACAUGGAACCUAUGGAAACAGACAAGUUCUGAAACUAGACACAAAUGGACCAUAUACUCAUUUGAUGGAGUUUUGAGCAAACAGGCUUUCAAGAGGUUGUUUAGUUAGUUUAAAUAAACUGUUAUUAUGAACUGUUAAAUGUGUGGCUAUAUGAUCGCUGCUAUUGCUAUGAUGUCA